Molecule: messenger RNA, 1921 nt
Organism: Oryza brachyantha (malo sina)
Lineage: Eukaryota; Viridiplantae; Streptophyta; Magnoliopsida; Poales; Poaceae
Product: GDP-mannose transporter GONST1-like
Exons: 10
Coding region: 169-1332 (387 amino acids)
Cellular component (GO): Golgi apparatus
Molecular function (GO): antiporter activity; GDP-mannose transmembrane transporter activity
Source: RefSeq, a predicted model, not a curated record
CCUCCUCUUUGCGUCCUCUCCACGCCCCUUCAUGCCGUCGGAAGGCAUCUCCUCCUCCUCCAUUUUAGCCUCUCCCGUUCUCCUUCUCCGGCCACCACCUCUCUCUCUCUCUCUCUCUCUCUCUGCCCCUGAGGAACUCCUCCUCCUCCUCCUCCAGGUGCGUCGCCCAUGUCGUUGGACUACAGGCCCGAGUACGAUGACAUCGAGGAGGCCAAGUCCCCCAACACGAGCGUCGCCGCCAUCGCCGUCAAGAACGCCGACGCCUCCGUCUACAAGAUCAUCCACGGUUACCUCAAGCAGAAGAACAACUCCAUCAUCAAGGUCGCCGCCAAUGUCGCCAGGAAGGCGGCAUCCAACAAGUUGUCGAGGAAGACUUCUGACGUUUUUGACAGCUUAAUUCAGAAGCAGCAAAGCAAGUGGGGAAACAAGACCGGUCCUUUACUCUCGGGAUUUGCUUAUUGUGUUGCUUCCUGCAGCAUGAUAUUGCUCAACAAAGUGGUACUCUCCAGCUAUAAUUUCAAUGCUGGCAUAUCGCUAAUGCUGUUCCAGAAUCUUAUAAGCGUGAUCAUUCUUCUGGUACUUGAGCUCUUUGGUGUAAUUUCAACAGAGAAACUUUCAUGGAAGUUGAUUAAAGUCUGGAUUCCAGUGAAUCUUAUUUUUGUUGGGAUGCUAGUAACUGGAAUGUACAGUUUGAAGUACAUAAAUGUUGCAAUGGUGACGAUAUUAAAGAACAUGACAAACAUUUUGACAGCUGUUGGAGAGAUAUAUAUUUUCAGAAAGGGUCAGAACAAAAAGGUUUGGGCUGCCUUAUGUCUAAUGGUUAUAUCAGCUGUAUGUGGGGGGAUUACAGAUCUUUCUUUCCAUCCAGUUGGUUACAUGUGGCAAUUUUUCAAUUGCUUUCUGACAGCAGGUUACUCGCUUACACUAAGGCGUGUUAUGGAUAUAGCCAAACAAUCAACAAAAUCUGGUUCCCUCAAUGAAGUUUCUAUGGUGUUACUUAAUAAUGCACUCUCCAUACCUUUUGCACUCGUUUUGAUUGUUAUCUUCAAUGAAUGGCAAUACGUUUAUGAAGUUGAAGUUAUUAGAGACCCUAUGUUCUGGGUUUUUGCAACAGCUAGUGGUUUGCUAGGUCUAGCAAUCAGUUUCUCAUCUGUCUGGUUUUUACAUCGGACUGGCCCAACAACUUACAGCCUUGUUGGUUCACUGAACAAAAUACCUAUUUCGGUGGCUGGUAUCUUGCUUUUCAACGUACCAGUGAGUGUUGAAAAUUUAUUUAGCAUAAUUUUUGGUCUUUUUGCUGGGAUAUUCUUUGCAAAGGCAAAAAUGUCCUAGUGUGUAUUUUUGACACGAAGAGGUUUCACUGCCGCUAUACCUAUCAAGUAUCAACUGUAAAGAGAUGUGGUCAAUGUUAAAUUGUUUUUGUUGGUGGAUCAUUCAUGGGUUUUGUGCAUAGUCCUUGUUCAUAAGGUUACACACUGUGCUGGUGUGUUUAUGCAUUCAGUUUUGGUCUAUAGUUGUGGUGAGGCAGAAACCAUUCUGAUUCUGCAAAACUAGCCACCGGUUGGAACUCUUUGCAAUCUGUCUGGUCGUGAAGUUGAAGAGAGCAACCAGUGCAAAAUAAAAGAAAAGCUUGGUGCCUCCAACCUGAGUCGCUAAUCAAGCAGGAUCAUGUGAAGAGACGGCCAAUCUUAUGCAACACUUGCCAGAUUAUACUAUUUGAUUCGUACCAACGCCUAAUGUUGGGCAUGCCUUUUUGCUUUCUUGACAGUAUUAAUUUCACUCCAAAUUGGAGUAAUGUAAGAUAAGAAGCACACAGUGCUAUCAGGUUUAAUAACCCAUUUAAUCCGCCUCAUAUUGAAGUGAAAAUAAAACAAGUGUGUAAAGUAUAAUCCCUUUUUUUUUAUGAUUAAGUAUAAUCCUU